AUGGCUUGCUAUGAGAUGAGGCCCCCUAGCGGAGGCGAGUUCAACAAUGGUGAAGCCCGCGGCCCCAUAGGGCAAGGCUUCUCCAAGCGGCGAGCCCUCCAGCUACAGCGUCAAUCCCGGGUCAAAGAAGAAAGAAUAGUUGAACUGGAAACAGAAAAUGCUCUUUUUCACUUGAAAUUGGCAGAGUACCAGGAAAGGAUUGGAAGGAGUCACCGUGAGGCCACAUGGUUUUCCGCUCUGCUCUGCAAACAGCAACAUUGGCCUAGCAGCGCUCACCCAGCACUGGUCCAGCUCUGCCACUUGAUUCAGAAACUUAAACAAGAUGUCAAGGACUUUCGUUCUUCAUUUCUGGGCCUGUGGAGCAGCUGGCAGGCCCAGUACCAGGAGCACCUUUCUGAUAUGGCAGCUGCUGUGCAAAGAGCACAGCUUGGCACUGAAAGUCUGCAAGCAUGUCAAUCAGAGGUCCACCGUCUCCAACUGUCCUUGAAAGAAAUGGACAUGUGCUACCACCUGGAGAAGCAGAAAAGGAGAGAGCUCCACAACACUGUGGUGGAGCUGAAAGGAAAUAUCAGAGUUCACUGUCGAAUUCAUCCUUUGUUGCCUUUGGAUACUGAGCUGGGCAAUCCAGAUUCACAGAACGGCUCUGUCUCCAGAGAAGUGGCCCACCCUGUGGACGAGGAAACAAUCCUGGUACAGUGUGAUCGUCCUGGCCAUCCUUUGAUUAAUAAGACAUAUAAUUUUGAAAGAGUCUAUGGUCCAGCGGAACCUCAGACAGCAGUGUUUGCAGAUGUGUGCCCACUACUCACAUCCCUCUUAGAUGGGCUUAUUUCAGAAAAUCCAUCAGGAAGCCCAAAUGUGGAUGUUUCCAUAGUGGAAGUUUAUAACAAUGACAUAUUUGACCUCCUGGCCAAACACAAUUCUACAGUGUUGUCUGGGGUCAAGGGUGAGGUGGUGACAACCCAGGAUGGAUGGACAGAGGUCCCCCUGCUGACCCACAGGGUUGUCACCAGUGUCCUGGAGUUCGUGGAGCUUAUCCAUGGAGGUCUUCAGCUCAGGGAGAGGAACCCUACCCUGGUGCAUGCAGAUUCUUCCCGAUCUCACCUAAUCAUCACAGUGACUCUGACCGCAGCCACCUCCUUGGCCAGCACUGACCAGCAGCCUGGGCAGAUCCUCCCUGGGAAGCGGAGAACAGGGACAGGUAAGAGGUGGAGCCCCGCUCAGCAGGCUUCACCUGAGCCCAUCCCCAUGGAACCGGCGGGCAAUAUGAAGCAAGUGUGGUCCACACUGCAGCUGGUGGACUUGGCUGGCAGUGAGUGUGCAGGUGUGUCUGGGGUGACAGGCUUGGCACUGAGGGAGACCUCAUUCAUCAACCGAAGUCUCUCAGCCCUGGCAGAUGUCCUGGCUGCCUUGUCAGAGCGCCGUGGCCACAUCCCAUACCGGAACAGCAAGCUCACCCACCUGCUGCAGGAUUCCAUCGGAGGGGAUGCGAAGUUACUGGUGAUUCUCUGUGUGUCUUCUGGGCAGAAGCACGUGGUGGAGACGCUGCAGAGCCUUGAGUUUGGGACCAGAGCUCGGCAGGUCAAGCAAGGACGUGUCAGGAAGAAGCCUCCCCACUCCCAGAGGAGGGAGUUGUGCCUGAGCUCUGCCUAGAAUGAAUUCUUCUCCCUUCUUGUGCUUGCUUAUGAUGUGUGUAUCGGAGAAAUAAACACGUUUUG
Molecule: messenger RNA, 1715 nt
Organism: Fukomys damarensis (Damara mole-rat)
Lineage: Eukaryota; Metazoa; Chordata; Mammalia; Rodentia; Bathyergidae
Gene: Kif25
Product: kinesin family member 25
Exons: 14
Coding region: 1-1650 (549 amino acids)
Biological process (GO): microtubule-based movement
Molecular function (GO): microtubule motor activity; ATP binding; microtubule binding
Source: RefSeq, a predicted model, not a curated record